GCACCUCUCACCUGCGUCAUUCUUUGCCUGGGACAACGAAGAUAGGCGACUGGAACUUGGUAUUUAGGACGGACUCGGCCUCGGUUUCUGUCCACGCGCCAACAUAGAGUGUUCGCUCGACUCACUUUGCUUUACUAGAUCCCAUCCCGCCACUCGGGAGGACAUAACCUACCACGCCCAAGAUGGCUUCGUCGGCGGGCCCGACCACCGUGGGACAGAGACCGCACUCGCCGCCCGCCGCGAAGGAGGACGGACCUCGGCCUAAUACCGUCGAAGCUAAAUACGAGUCGAAGGGGACGCAACCGACGAAGGCCAUUCCUCGGAAGGCGUUGCAUACGGAAGCCAGGCGAUCCCGCGAUCUCCCGCAUGCCACCGUCACAGACACCGUCACACAAACUGCCGAGGGCGUCCAUUUAGCGGUACAACGACCAACGACGGCACCGACGGGUGCCCAAGCUCAUGACGACUCGGUGAACCCGCAGGACUUCCAGGGGGAGGUACAAACCACCAACGACUUGCCCACAGCGGAAACACUUCGUAAAAUAGAGACCUACACUGUUCUCGAUUGCGACGGCAAGUCGCGCACUUUCAAGAGCCUGUAUGCCGGCCACAAUUCCGCCCGUAGGGUGCUCAUCGUCUUCAUUCGACACUUUUUCUGCGGUAAUUGCCAAGAAUAUCUGCGCACCCUCUCAGCUUCCAUCACGCCCGACGCGCUCCUGCAAUUGCCAAUCAGCACGUUUAUCGCAGUUGUCGGAUGCGGCGCGCCAGAGCUGAUCAACUCGUACAUUCAAGAGACCGGUUGCCCCUUUCCGGUUUAUGCUGACCCGACUUGCCGCUUGUACGCGGAGCUGGGAAUGGUGCGCACCCUGGCGCUGGGUUCGCGGCCGGCCUAUAUGCAGGGCAAGUCGAUAGCGCACACCGUUGUCUCCGGCGUAGUCCAGGGACUUAAGCAGGUGAAAUCGGGCUUGGUGAUGAAGAUGGGUGAUCAACGCCAAGUAGGCGGCGAGUUUUUGUUUGAGCCUGCGGCGUUGACUUUGGAUACCCCCAUCUCCACUCCGCGAAGCGAGGAGGAAAAGAAGCUAGAGCUUUUCUACGACGACGGCAACCGAGACAACGACCACGAGAGCCAGAAUAUCGAAGAGAAGCGGGUUACCUGGUGUCAUCGCAUGAAAACCACACGGGAUCAUGCCGAGAUCCCCGAGCUCAUGGAGGUGCUCGGGUUAAACGGCACUGGCGCCCCCAUCAAGGAUAAGAAGAGAUGGGAGAGGGCAUUGAGGACAAGAAAGGGCACCGGCGUAAGCAUGGCAAGCCAGAUGACUCGAAUGAGCCUUGAUAUCGGAGAAAACGGUGUUACGAGGGCAUAGGAAUGCCUCUUCUGGCUCGGGACUAUGCUGAAUCGCCAAAGGAGCAGCCGAGUGCCCAGAAAGCGACGAAACAAUU
Molecule: messenger RNA, 1440 nt
Organism: Durotheca rogersii
Lineage: Eukaryota; Fungi; Ascomycota; Sordariomycetes; Xylariales; Xylariaceae
Exons: 2
Coding region: 183-1364 (393 amino acids)
Source: RefSeq, a predicted model, not a curated record